This is a messenger RNA of Heterotrigona itama, 1912 nucleotides long. The record is from the annotation of a GenBank genome assembly. Lineage: Eukaryota; Metazoa; Arthropoda; Insecta; Hymenoptera; Apidae.
UAAUAAUAAUGAUGAUGAUGAUGAACAUGCGAAAGAGAAAAGAAUUUUUACUUUGUGAUACUGUUAGCAAUAUUAGAAUCCUAAUGGACUGAAAACCGUACCUAAUAAUGUUUGUUAACAUCGACGUUUUGUUUAACGUUGUUUUGUGACCCGUUCUGCUUAUGAACCCAAGUUUCAUCAAACUUUCCAAGAAAAAGCUGUCCGUCUGCCUUUUGAUUUCUCGAUUCGACGAUCAAAGAACCGACGAUUACUCUCUUCGCAUACAUACAUAAUGCUCGUAUCUUUUUCCCAAUCCCCCAUCGGGAUCAGAAUUCUCUUCGUUGGUUCUUCCAGUUAAUAAAGGAAAAAAAAUGGACGUUUUUUUUUCUAUGUGUACGUAUGUGUGUGCGUGUGUACAUUAACGAACAAACUAGUUAAGUAAGUAAUGUCGCAUAUUAGUUAUCCCGCGCGGCUGAUUGCAGAGCGUGAGACCUCGCGCGCAAUUUGUCAGCGACCAAGAAAGCAUUGUGGCACGUAGAAUCGCGAAAGAGGAGGCCACGGAGAACAAUUACUACGGAGGGCUGCGAGGUGGCAAGCCAUUCAACACGACCAACAGCAGCUUGACGUCGGCUACGAGAAUUAUAAAUCAUCACCUGUUCGGCUCUGCCAUUGGGCCCAGGCAUUACACAGGUCAUCGAAGGCAAAUUUCAGGAACGAACACCGAGAGCAAGCUCUCCCUGUCCGCUGACUCGAUAGACAGCGAGGGUGUGCCGUUCAUAGACAAGCACCGGGUCUCCAAGUCGAUACUGAAGAAGUCCGAGAGCGGCAACAACUACUACAGCAGUGUCGGUGAUUCGGACACUGAGAAGCUCAUCACCGACAACGCGUCGACCGUGAGCAUGUGCGACAACGAGACCAACACGUGCGACGUGUUCUCCAACGUGAACGGGACGAGGUUGAAGCGGCCUGUCUCGCCGUUGCUCUCCAGGCAGGUUCUCGAGUCGAUCUUCCGCACGAACAACAUCGAGAGGGAGAACGAGGCGGAUCAAAGCGAGGAAAAGAAUUGUGCUCCGAAGACGAGCAAAUCGAUAUUCGACGAGGUCCUCGAAGAGGAGAAGCACGCGCAAGACGAGGCAAUGGCAGAGAACAAGAACAAGGAGGAGCGAAAGAGAUCGAGGACGAAGACAGAAGAGACGUCGAAAGACAGCCAGGCGAUGUUGAUAUGUUCGUUGCGUGGACACAAAGCGAAGAAGUUAAGCAUCGAGGAUAAACGAAAAGCCAAGACAGGCGGCCACAGUUGCAAAGGAGGCACCGACACGAAUUGUCUUCCUCAAGAGCAUCGUUUCUCGUCGUAGCGUAGCUCUCCUUCGUAUAGUAUCCUUCAUCUGUGUCGCAUAUACCUAGGCUAAGUUAGAUUGUACAUCGAAUCGCUCGGCGAUCGCAUCGCGUCAAUGUCUUGCUAUUAGAAACGCCAUCAAACACACUGUAACACAAUGUUCGCAGGGCCGUGCAUCCGCAUUUCAACGACGAUGUCUCUCGACCCAGCCUGUCGUGUAAAUAAGUUCACGAGAAACGCGUGAUAAUUUCUAAGAGAGUGAUACACGUUCGAUAAUAUUAAAAACUUUAGAGACCAACACGGAGAAGAUUGUACGUAUUUUCGAGGAAAAAGAAGUUCAGAAUUGCAAAGAAUGAGUGAAGAAAACAAACGAGAAAAAGAAUGAAAUGAAAUACCAAAGGCGAAAACAAAAAUCUCAAUUUAUAUAUUAUAUAGAAGUGGAAGAAAUGCAACAAAAAGAAUGUUAAUCAAAAAUGAGAGGUACAUGGAACAAUGAUGAUAAUUCUAAUGAUAACAGUAAUAAUAAUGUUAGCAAAUAAACAGAUCUUUAGGCAAUAUGCUUUUCCUUGUUCGCUGAGAAAAAAAAAAAAAAGAAAA